Molecule: messenger RNA, 7669 nt
Organism: Pecten maximus
Lineage: Eukaryota; Metazoa; Mollusca; Bivalvia; Pectinida; Pectinidae
Product: probable cation-transporting ATPase 13A3
Exons: 32
Coding region: 156-3707 (1183 amino acids)
Biological process (GO): intracellular calcium ion homeostasis
Cellular component (GO): membrane
Molecular function (GO): ATPase-coupled monoatomic cation transmembrane transporter activity; P-type ion transporter activity; ATP hydrolysis activity
Source: RefSeq, a predicted model, not a curated record
GCUGUUCCAUUGAUGAAUUUUGACAUGUGGCACCGGUAGUCGGUCCAUUCAACUCUGCAGUUGACCUAAAAGUUUGACGUUUGUACUUUGUGUAAGAGUAAAUCUGACACUAUGAUACCGCGAUAACAGGAUACGAUUGAUCAGGUAGCUAUAGCAUGAGCGAGUACAGUCGCCUGUUCAGCAGUGGGGCCGAUCCUACACGUGUGGUGCUCAACCCUGGCACUGAGGAUGUCCUGAUUUGCUAUGGAUACAGGGAGAACAGAUGGAAACUGCUGUUGUUUAUUCUCCUCUCCUGCAGCAGCUUUGGCUUUGUACUCCUGUUGAUGCUAUGGCGCCCAGAAUUAGAGUGCUACAUCAAAAGGAAGAAGUGCCAUCUGAUAGAGGCAGACACCAUCCUCAUUCAAGAUCAUGUGAAGCGAUGGUUUGUCAGCCAGGUUAAGACAAAUGGAUUUGAUGAUUAUAUUGGAGUACCAGAAAAGUACCACCAGUUCAGGGAUCUAUCUGACGACGAUGACUCUGACUGCUCAGACACCACCAAACUAAGACAGCCAGAUGUCAGUCUGAAGUAUUUUGACCACCAACAUUUGAGAUAUAUUUGGGAGCAGGAAGUGCGAUCCUUUGUCCAGCUCCAGGAUCUAUCCUAUAACACCAAAUGUUCCACCAUGCAGGAGUCGUUCCAGGGCCUGUCGCAGCGAGAGCAAGCUCAGAAACAAGUAGUUUAUGGAGAGAAUCUGAUUGAUGUGGAAGUCAAAUCUUACUGGAGACUUUUUAUUGAGGAGGUGAUGAAUCCAUUUUACAUAUUCCAAAUCUUCAGUAUUAUCCUAUGGAUGAUGGACAAUUAUUACUACUAUGCCGCCUGUAUAUUUCUCAUCUCUCUCAUCUCAAUAACCAUCUCACUUCGUCAGAUCAAGAAGCAAAGUAUAGCACUUCAUGACAUGGUAGCAGUGUCUGAGCAGACAAUUGAAAUUUGCUUGGGACAAGGAAGAGGGUACGAAAAGGUUCUAACAUCACGUCUUGUCCCUGGGGAUUUGAUUGUGCUUCCACAAAACGGAUGUACCAUGACGUGUGACGCAGUGCUGGUAACAGGAACCUGUAUAGUCAAUGAGAGCAUGCUGACAGGUGAGAGUGUACCGGUUACAAAAACGCCCCUCACACACCAGGAGGAUGAGGAAAUCUACUCUCCGGAGGCUCACAAACGUCACACUCUGUUCUCUGGAACUCAUGUCAUGCAGACACGAUACUACGGCUCAGCAAGGGUCACAGCAGUAGUGGUGCGAACAGGUUUCAGAACUGCAAAAGGAGAGCUUGUACGAUCAAUUCUAUUUCCCAAACCAAUUGAUUUCAAGUUUUACAGAGAUUCCAUGAAGUUUGUGAUGUUUUUGGGAUUUAUAGCUGCACUUGGAAUGAUUUACACUGUUGUGAUAUACAUAAGAGAUGGGAUCCACCCUUUUAACAUUGUUCUGCGAGUACUAGAUGUGAUUACCAUCAUUGUACCAGCUGCUCUACCUGCUGCCAUGACAAUAGGCACAGCAUACGCUCAGAAUCGACUGAAGAAUGAUAGCAUCUAUUGUAUUAGCCCUCCAAGGAUUAAUUUUGGUGGUCGACUAGAUGCCUUCUGCUUUGAUAAGACUGGGACUUUGACUGAGGACGGUCUCGACAUGAUGGGAACCAUUCCGGUCCACAACACCAGUUUUCUGCCUAUCCAAACAGACCCGUCUAAACUGGACCAUGGACCUAUUUUAAAUGCCAUGGCUACCUGUCACUCACUGACCAUGAUAGAUGGGGAACUGUCCGGGGAUCCUCUCGACUUGAUCAUGUUUGAAUCCACAAAAUGGGUGCUGGAGGAGCCUGGACGAGACACAAGUAAAUUUGAUACAAUGAUGCCAACAGUUGUCAAACCUUGUACAAGAGACACAUUCCUUCCUAACCAGGAACAGCCUCCACUUGAAAUUGGUAUCAUCCGCCAGUUCACAUUUUCUUCUAACAUGCAAAGGAUGAGUGUUAUCACACGAGAACUUGGCAAAGAACACAUGGAGCUGUACUGUAAAGGUGCUCCUGAAAAAAUUAUCUCCCUUUGUGUGUCAUCUACAGUGCCAGUUAAUUUUAUAGAAGUACUGCAGAGUUACACUUUACAAGGACAUAGAGUGAUUGCCCUUUCCUGGCGACCUCUUGACCCUAAACUUACCUGGCAUCAGUCUCAGAGGAUAUCUAGAGACAAAGUGGAGAAGGAUAUGAUAUUCCUUGGAUUGAUUGUAAUGCAGAACAAACUUAAACCCCAGACACGGCCAGUGAUCCGCAAACUCAUCGAAGCUAAUAUUCGCUGUGUCAUGAUAACAGGAGACAUGAUAGAGACAGCAGUGAGUGUAGCCAGAAACUGUGGUAUGGUACCACCAAAUGACAAAGUAAUCAUUGUGGACGCUGUGCCACCUGAUCGAGAUGGACCAGCUCGUGUAGAAUACAGACACUCGGAGAUGCCGUCUGACAGUGGUACCGGCGUCUCUCUGGAGUAUUCCCAAGUACACAUGGAUGGCUCUGAUAUAAAUUUCCACUUCGCUAUAAAUGGGAAAUCUCUAUCUGUGAUAACCAACCACCUUCCCGAUCUACUGUCCAGGAUCUGUGUAGUCGGCACUAUUUUUGCAAGGAUGAAGCCAGAUCAGAAAUGUCAACUUAUAAACAAGUUACAAUCUCUUGGGUAUCAUGUGGGUAUGUGUGGUGAUGGUGCUAAUGAUUGUGAGGCUCUGAAGGCAGCCCAUGUAGGAAUAUCUUUGUCAGAGGCAGAGGCGUCCAUAGCAGCACCCUUCACCUCCAGCAUACCACACAUAGAAUGUGUCUACACUGUAAUAAGAGAAGGCAGGGCUGCUCUUACCACUUCUUUUGCCUGUUUUAAGUAUAUGGCUCUAUACAGCUUUAUACAGUUUGUGUCUGUGAUGAUUUUGUAUUCCUUUGAAGCCAACCUGUCUGAUACUCAGUUUUUGUAUGUAGAUCUCGUCAUAACAACAAGUAUAGCUAUAUUUAUGGGUUACACCAAACCAACUUUAGUGCUAUCCCCUAAGCGACCACCCGGUAGUUUGGUUAAGUUGUCCAAUCUGCUGUCCAUCAUUGUCCAUGUAGUGUUAGUUGCACUUGUUCAAGUGGGUGCUUUAUUCUACCUAAAAUCACAAAGCUGGUACACAAGAGCACUGCCAAGCCAUGAUGCUGAAAACACCAAGUGCUGGGAGACCACAACUAUAUUUCUGGUAUCCUCCUACCUCUAUAUGGCUGUGGCAUUUUGUUUCUCGCGCGGACCACCCUACAGGAAACCUAUUUACACAAACAUUCCUUACCUUAUAACACUGGUGUCACUUGUGUCAUUUUCUACAAUGAUGCUGUUACUAGCUCCUCAUCCAAUUCUCAAUUUCUUUGGUAUAAUGCCUUUAUGGGAGAAGAGCUUUGAUUUCCGUCUGUUGAUGCUAGCAUUUCCAGCUACACAUUUGGUCCUGUGUUGGACAGCUGAGUACACGCUGACAGCUACCAAAUGUGUGAAAAAAAUAAAAGCUUUAUGCAAAAAGAAGAAAAAGGCACAAGACACAUACAAGUAUAUACGCAGUGAAAUAAUGAUGACAGAUUGGCCCCCUAUCAGUGAAACUUCAUCAGGAAAUGACAUACAGGCUAUGGAUCAGGAGGCCAAGGAGGAAGAAGAAAGUAGGAAUGCAAAGAUGAUCAAUUAAUGUUAAUCAACUGUGAUGUCUUAAAACAUGUUUAAGCAAUAUUUCGUUAUUUGUAGCCUGGUGUUUUAGAAUUUGCACUAAGUGCAAGCUUAGGGUCAUUAUUUGUUGGUUAUUAACAUGUUUUGUUAUUAAAUUAACAGUAACUGUCUGUGAUCUCUGUAACAACUUACAAUCUGGAAAACUUCUGUCAACCUGCUCACAUGGUUAAAACUCAUUACCGAUUACUGCCUGAGAUCAAUAAAAAAAACUUACACCCCAGACAAACUUCUGUCAGGCUGUUUGUUCUGACGGUUAAAACUCGUUACUCGACGCUAUUUAUGAUUUCAUCUUCUUACAUUAUUACUCACUUCAUGGACAGCUUCUCAUUUUUUCAUCCAUCUCAGAAAAUAAUCACUCAUUUUCAUGUCUAUUAAACGACAACAAGAAACAAAGAGAUAUACAGACACCUUAUAAGGUAAUAGGAACUCUGCCAUCACUGUACUAUAGAAUACAUCCAGUAAUAUGUCACUGUUGUACAUCUGGUUUGAUAAACUUAAAAGAGUCUUCAAUGCAAAUAGAUACUAACAGACAUGAGGUUGAGAAACAACACUAACAAAUAGCUGGUUAAAACUUUUGUUGAAAGUUUAAAGGCUACAGGUCUUGGUAUCAGUUCAAGUCUCGAGGAAAUCUGGGGUCUGCUUUACAUAUUGAAAAGCUGUAGUGUAUAGAGAGUAACGAUAAGAUUUAUUUUUCUCUGAAAAUCUUAACUUUGAAUCAAUAUUAGCAUCAAAUAUAGCUUUAUAAUAAUGUGUAGUCAUUUAGCUGUUGUUGACAGGAGACAGCAAACAGGCUUCAUUCAAAUGUUUAUUACAAUUAUAACCAAGCUGAUGCUGGAUGUCUGAGGACAGAAUUGUAUCCAAAGUAAUGUUGAUCAUUCUUUCUGCCAUUUCCUUUGAUUUGCCCAUGUAAUCAGUAUUACAUAGUUAACCACUCAUGAUUUAUCUUUUAUUUUGAUAUUUUUUAUGGUAGCUUCUCUCCUUUUAUGAUUUUAGACUAUAAAGUUUAUCAUGUGUAAUGCUGCUUACGUUCUCAACUGAAGCUUUAUGAUCAGUACAUUAAUAUACACUCAUUAUAUAAAAUAGAAAUUAAAUAUCAAUUCUUCACAAAGUCUAGUGAGGUUUAUUUUUUUUUUUUAUUUUUCUUUGAUGUGUUUAUGAGUUGAUGGGAACUUUUUAUCAUUCCUUGUUUAAAGUUUUUUCAUGGUUCCCUCACUGCCAAUCAUUAAAAUUAGUGUACUUAUAACCUGUACUGUAGGUAGUUGAGCACUUGCAGUUAAUUUUGAUGAUUAUCUCGGGUGUUAUGUCCCUUCAAUCAUAUGGCAUCUGAACAAAUUUUAAUAACCAUCUUUAUGAGACUGAACUCUAUGGCCGUUUUCGUUUUUGCAAUCCAAAUGGUUGGACCAGUUGGACUUGUGUUGUUCGUUUAUGACAUAAAGACGGACCUGGUGAUUUUAUAUUGUUUUCAGACGAGCCUUGAAAAAGACUUCUAAGGCCUGUAUUAACAUUUGCAGGCCCAUCAAGAUAUGUUAUGAAAUAUUACAUUUAAAAACUGGCGAACCGGUUUGUCCGCAUAAACGAAAAGGCCCUAUGUCAACAUUAGGUCAUAAAAUAUUGGAAUAAGAGAUAUCUGUAUAUUUUAUUUCAAACCAGUGUUGUAACUUGUACAUGACAUGUGCUGUGAAUUUGUUAAUAUCUUAAUAUCCUGUGUAAAUUUUUAUGUCAAAGACUAUGUCGAUUAUAUCUACCAUUGAUGUAUAUUGUAACGAUGACUUUAACCAAGAACUUGUGAUACCAAGGCAUGUUUGUAUAAUUAUAUUGUCAGAACUUGUGAUACUAAGGCAUAUUUGUAUAAUUAUAUUGUCAAAACUUGUGAUAUUAAGGCAUGUUUGUAUGAUUAUACUGCUGUUCUAGCCAAGUUCAGAAAAGACCCACUCAUAUCAGUAGGCACUCUUAUUCAACACACCAGUUAUAGUAUUAUAGGAUUGAUCAGUUGUAAGAUUGAUUUCAGAAUAUAAAUCAAUGUAAAAUUAAUUACAAUGAAUAUCCUUUUGAAACUUCUGUGCCAAGCACAUGCAUUCUUUUCAGAAAUAAUUUAACUUGGCAUUGGUAAUAUAUAUUGUGUUCAAGAAUAUCAUCUUUACGAUGAUGAUGAUGAUAAUGAUCCCAAAAUUACACAUAUGUAAUUAUGUUAUCGACAAAUUAUUUGUGUAUAUUUUUGUCCAUUAUAUUAAGCAUGUAUAUAUGACUGUUUGAUGUAUGUUUACCAGGUGAACUUUAGUAAUUUGUGGUAAGUAAUGUUUGACCUUGGCUCUAUGGUGCUGGUACAUUCCGUGAGAAUUUAACUCCUAACACUGCUUCUCAUUAUACAGGAGACGGACAUAAUCUGAGUAGAUCUUCAAACUUCACUGACAGUAGGCUUCAUCCUAACUAGUAUUAUUCAUUCAAAUAGGGGAUUGGAUAUGAUUGGCUGGUUAAGUAGGUCUUUAAGACUUAUACAGCUGUAUAGACUUCAGAUUUUUUCAUUCCUCUUUUUGUCCUAAUUUUUUUUUACACAACAGAAUCAUUUUCUUGACAUUAAUAAUCUGUAGCAUAUUGUUAAUAGAAGCUUUUAUAUUUUGUAUUCACGGUCUUAAAUCACCUAAAUAACAUGUUUUUCCCCUCCUAUCCUAAUUCUAAGGAUUAAUAGCCAAAAUAAAACAUACUUUGACAUUCCAAUGAUUUCACAUUGCAUUUCAAUGGUUUGAAACAUUUAUUUUUGUAAUUAUUCAUGAAAAGAUAUCAUUUAUUUCUUUUAGCUUGAAUUAAAUGGCCUUGUGUCAAACUAUUUCUCCUGGCCAAAUACUGAUUUCAUUGAGAUCAUAUAAAUGGAACAUAAAAACACUCAUACUACUUUGUUUGGUUUUGAAGUCCCAAACAGAACACAAGACAAAAAUGUCACUUUUUCUGGAUAGAAUUUAAAUAAAAAGAGAAAACUGCCUUCUCUACUUCUUCAGUAUGAUACUGUAAACAGUGAUUUAUUUUCUCGUGGUGUUACAGGUACCUGUACUUAAAUUUAACCAUUACUAGAGUAUCAUGGCACAAACGCUAUUGUUGUGUAUCAAAAAGUGAUGUGCCUGAACACGUGUUAUGUAGAAAUAUUGUUAUAACUAUCACACUCAGCUUAUUAUGUACAUACUAAACUAAUAAUGAACUCUCUGAAGGUACUCCAGAACUGAGUAGUGAAUUCCACAGUAACUGUAAAUUAAAUGUAUCUAUUAAACUUUGACUAAUAAUCAGAAAUAUAUUCCUUCAUGUUUUCCAUCUGUACUAAUACAGGAUCAUUCAUUCACAUAUGUUUCUAUUUAACUCAUAACUCUGAAGUAAAAAUAAGUAGGUAAAACACGGUUCAGCAAAGCUAAGUAGAAAAUUUGUCUCUGGUCUUGUGUAGGCCUAAUCACCACGCAUAAACAUUAGUGAUCACAUACAUUGGGUUUUGUUAGCUUCAUCUAGAGAUGAUACAAUUAUUGCAAGUGUAAAUAUUGUCAAUUUAUGACAUUGUGUCAUAAGGAGGUCGGUUAUGUGACCUUGCUGUGCAUUAAAUCAUUACAACUGUCAUCAUAAUACUCCAUGUCGAAUUUUUGAGGGUUUAAAAACAAACAAAUAUUUAUGCUGAUCAGUAAUAUUAAUUUAAGCAUAAUUUUCUUGAAAGAAUAUAUAAGCUUUAAAAUCUAUAAAAACAAUCUUUUCUGUAUUAUUAUAAUUCUUUGUUUUAAAAGAUCACUGAAAAUUUGUAACUAAUAUGUGUAUUUUUAUAAUAUGUAUUUAUCAAACUAUGCAAUAUUUAUAUAUAACAUGCAAAACUUGCCUAUAAUUUUUCUUCAUGAACAAAUUAGGGGGAAAUGUACAUCUUAGAAAAGUUAGUUUUAUACUAAUUAAGCUUUGUGU